CAUUAAGUGUCAAUCAAAAGUGGUGUGCGCUACAAAGAUGCUUUAAAAUUUGUAUUGAAUUCUCAAAACAGAAGCUUUUGCAAUUCUUACAUUCUUUUAAAGAAGGCGCUUUAACAAAACCUGGUUACGAGAAUCUGUUACAAAUGAUGAAACUAGUCGAUCCAGUCGUACGGAGUUUUAAGGUCGCUAAGGUGUUCAGGGAAAAUACAGACAAAAUAAACAGUAUAGAUUUUUCACCGAGUGGAGAGACGUUAAUAUCGUGCAGUGAAGAUGAUCAGAUUGUUAUUUAUGAUUGUGAAAAAGGCACUCAAAUGAUAACGGUAAACAGUAAAAAAUAUGGAGUUGACUUAAUACACUUCACACACGCUAAAAAUACUGCAAUCCACAGUUCCACUAAAGUUGACGACACCAUCCGAUAUCUUUCUCUUCACGACAACAAGUACAUCAGAUACUUUCCAGGCCACACCAAAAAAGUUGUGACCCUAUGUUUGUCACCAGUGGAAGACACAUUCUUAUCAGGGUCUUUAGACAAAACAUUGCGUUUAUGGGAUCUGCGUUCACCAAAUUGUCAAGGACUGAUGCACUUAUCGGGACGACCUGUGGCUGCCUAUGAUCCUGAAGGUCUAAUAUUUGCAGCUGGAGUCAAUUCAGAGAGCAUUAAGUUAUAUGACCUGAGAUCAUUUGACAAAGGUCCUUUUGUGACAUUCAAACUAAACCAAGAAAAAGAAUGUGACUGGACAGGAUUAAAAUUUUCUCGGGACGGAAAGACUAUGCUGAUAAGCACAAAUGGAUCAAUUAUUAGACUUGUGGAUGCUUACCAUGGCACACCACUACAAACAUUUACGGGGCAUCUAAACAACAAAGGCAUUCCCAUUGAAGCAUCCUUCAGCCCUGACUCCCAGUACAUAUUCAGUGGGUCUACAGAUGGGCGAGUUCAUGUGUGGAAUGCAGACACAGGGUACAAAGUGUGUGUCCUGAAUGGUGAUCAUCCAGCCCCUAUUCAAUGUGUUCAGUUCAACCCCAAAUUUAUGAUGCUAGCAUCCGCAUGUACUAAUAUGGCAUUUUGGUUGCCCACUAUAGAUGAUGUUUGAAUAGGUGUAGUUUGAUAUCAAUUAUUUAAUUAUGUAAUUAAUAUGUAGUUAUUGAAUUGAGCAAAAUUGCAUCAUACUGUAAGGAUAAUAUGAAAUAGCAAUGUGUAACAAUACAAAAUUGUGAAUAUAAAUAAUACAAGCUACAUGCAUUACUUCAAUGUUUUAAAUACAGUAUUGUAAACGGGAAGUGGUACUUAGAACAUAACUACUUAGUACAUGCAUUUAGUUUUCAUUCCAUGUAAACAUAUAAUUUGUAUUUUAACUAUUAUGUAAGUUCUAAAUUUACCAAAAUACUGAGGAUAUAAUAAAAUGCAAAGUCCCUGAUUUCUCUUUUAUAGAAAUACAAUUUCGACACUA
This is a messenger RNA of Cydia splendana, 1448 nucleotides long. It is a transcript of the gene Wdr82, whose product is annotated as WD repeat-containing protein 82. Bases 144 to 1091 code for a protein of 315 amino acids. Gene Ontology annotation, cellular component: Set1C/COMPASS complex. The record is from RefSeq and is a predicted model, not a curated record. NCBI's taxonomy places the organism in Eukaryota, Metazoa, Arthropoda, Insecta, Lepidoptera, Tortricidae. Gene Ontology annotation, molecular function: protein binding; chromatin binding. The transcript has a single exon.